GUAGUGGAGUACACGUUGCAGUCCUAUUAAAAUCAUGAAUGUUAUUAAUAUCACAUGAAUGGGCAAAAUGUGACACUUCUUACACACCAUAUAACUGAUCCAAAGACAUCAUCGCAAUCAGGAGUAGCGUUGGAUCGGUUAGAAGAGCAUAGAUCUGGUAGUGAUAUAGUAGUAGUAGUGGUAGUAGUGGUGGACUGAGUGGUGAUGUCUGUGGCCGAGCGACGGACAGUGAGCCGAGUGCUGGUGUUGUGUGUGUUGUGGUAUAUGACGAGUGCCGGCAAUAAUGUGAUCGGCAAACUGGUCCUCCAGUCCUUCCCAUAUCCCAUAACCGUAACGAUAGUCCAGUUGUUAUCCAUAACCAUAUACUCAGUGCCGGCGCUGUCACUGCUCAAGACGGGCCCCAAACGGCAGCCACAGCUCGAGUGGUCCUAUUAUGUGAAGAUAAUCAUUCCUCUGGCGUUCGGCAAGUUCUUCGCCUCCGUCUCCUCACACAUCAGUCUAUGGGCUGUUCCCGUCUCUUACGCUCACACAGUGAAGGCAUCGAUGCCUUUCUUUGUGGUCAUUCUGUCGAGAGUUAUAUUAGGAGAGAAACAAACGACUAAAAUAUACCUAUCGUUGGCGCCGAUAGUGAUCGGUAUAAUGAUUGCCACGAUUACCGAACUCGAGUUCAAUAUGAUUGGCCUCUUCUCUGCCCUCUUCUCCAUCUUUGUCUUCUCUCUACAGAAUAUUUUCUCAAAAAAGGUAUUACGCGAGACAUCAAUACACCACUUGAAACUGCUUCACCUGUUGGCCCGAUUGGCGCUAAUGAUGUUUAUUCCGGUCUGGUUUUGGCACGACUUCCUCGACAUCCUCUACAGCGAGAGUACGUCAACAAUGGAUGGAUGGGUUGUAGCGAUGCUACUAUUCAUCGACGGUUUGGCCAACUUUUUGCAAAAUGUGAUCGCAUUUACAGUGUUAUCAUUGGUCACGCCAUUGACUUACGCCGUGUGUAACGCUUCCAAGAGGAUAGCGAUCAUCACGUUCUCUGUUAUCAUGUUUAGGAAUCCGGUGACGCCUAUGAAUGCGUUGGGAAUGUUUUUAGCCGUAUUCGGCGUCUUCUACUAUAAUAAGGUAAGCUUUGGAUCCGCCAAAUACGAUGCGAUGGAAGAGGAGAAGAAACAACCGAUACUUCCCGUCACGAAGAGUGACACGAAUUUGUUAUUAAAAUUUGCCAACACUUCUCAUCAGAAUCUGGGCUUCAAUCACAUCAGGAAUGGCACCCAUAAUGUCCGCAAUGGACACACCUAUCACUACUGACAUCAACAUAUUUUAGGAUCAAUUAUAC
This is a messenger RNA of Medioppia subpectinata, 1324 nucleotides long. The record is from the annotation of a GenBank genome assembly. NCBI's taxonomy places the organism in Eukaryota, Metazoa, Arthropoda, Arachnida, Sarcoptiformes, Oppiidae.